This is a messenger RNA of Myodes glareolus (Bank vole), 5265 nucleotides long. Lineage: Eukaryota; Metazoa; Chordata; Mammalia; Rodentia; Cricetidae. The record is from RefSeq and is a predicted model, not a curated record.
UGUGCCCAUCCUUUUCCUCCUGCUCUGUAUCUUAGAAAGAGCUCGGCUGUUCUGCUACUGACCCUAAACAUGGCAUCUUGGUGUGUGAAGGUGACCUCUGGUAUUGUGAACCAUAUAGUCAAUCUUAGCAAGUAGCCUAUCAAUUCAAGAGACAUGAAUUGCUGGCAGGGAAUGCAGAGCUGGUAUCUCAUUGAUAGAGCUGGUACUGGCAGUUUCUCUCUGAUAUUUUUGAGUCAGGCUGUCUGUCACUACUGUAGCCCAGGAUGAACCCCAGGUACUUGCUUUAUUCCUCCUGCCUCAGCCUCCCCUUGGGAUGAGAGAUUUACACUUCUACAUGUAGUUUCCAAAUCACUUGAAAUGGGGAGUUCUGGUAGGAUUUGUCCAGACUUUAUUGUAUAGGGCCUCCUUGACAGCCAGGUGUGAUUCAUUGUCCACACACCUGCAUGCUGCGCUUGUUGAAGAGUGAGACAAAGUAAAGUGGGCUAGCACUGGUAUGAGAGACCAACCUGCCCUGUUGUGGGAGUUCCUGUCCUCAGUUUCACCAUGUAUGUAGAUCUGCUUGGGAAAGUCCGAGGAGUGGGGGCUAGGACAGGUCAUAGGAACCCUGGUGGAGAAGAAGAGGGGAGAACAUUGACCUUUCCAGUGUUAUGAGUUUAUUCCCUUAAUCCAGAGAGGGACCUGGGUGGUGAGAGCACAACCCAGUUCAAAGGUGAGGUGGUGACAGCCCAAGCCAGUUCCUGUUUCAUGCAUCCUCUGUGCCACACCCAUAUCUGCUAUGUUGGAGCAUCAAGGUGACUUGAGGGUGCCAUCUUCUACUCUGCCCAGAACUUGGCCCUCUGACCUUUUGUAAUGCUCACAGGUAUGGCUGCAUCAUGUAAAAUAAUUGGUGCUGAAGGUGGAGGAUCCAAAGAAGUAGGAUCCCAAGUUAAAGAUUGAGAAAGUAGAGGGGUGGAUCAUUGUUUAAGAGCAUUCCAAACCCAGAUUUACUCAUCAGCACCUUCAUUAGGAGAGUCACAGUUUCCUAUAACUCCAGUUCCUAGUUAUCUGAUAUGCCCUUGUGGCCUCCUUGGAUGUAUUUACACAUGUAGGCACUCACACAUAGACAUAACAAAAGUAAAUUGUGUGUGUGUGUUCUUUGUUUUUUGAGACAAAGUUUCUCUUAUGUAACUCUAUCUUGGAAUUCCAUAUAUAGACCAGUACGGGCUUGAACUCACAAAGAUCCAUCCACCUGUCUCUGCUUCUUAAGUGCUGGGAUCAAAGGUGUGCUCCACCAUGCCCAGUUGAUUUUUUUUUUUUAAGUUCAAAGUUAAGUUGGGAGUAAAGUGAUAGUGUAAGACAUUAAGUUCAAUCCCCAGCAUGCCAACCCCCAGAAAAAAAAUUCAUCAUCAUCUUCAGCUGCAUACCAAGUUUGAGGCCAACCUGGGUUACAUGAGAACCUCAUGCCCUCCCCAAAAUACCAUAAAUAUAAAUGAGAACAAAAUUCAGCACACUAAAAGGUUAUUUUAUUAAGCACACCUCCCUGAGGGGCAACCUUUUUGAUCCCCAGGGUUCCUGGUGUCCUUCAAACCUGAUGUCUUGUCUCUUUUCCAGGGCACUAUUCCUGCUCAGCAAGGGGAUGUUGCUGCUGAUGGAGCGCAAACUGCAAGAGGUGCACCCAUUGCUCACUCUGUGCGGGCAAAUCGUGGAGAACUGGCAGGGCAACCCCAUCCAGAAGGAGUCACUGCGUGUCUUCUUCCUGGUGCUGCAGGUGACCCACUACCUGGAUGCUGGGCAGGUGAAGAGUGUCAAGCCAUGCCUGAAACAGCUGCAGCAGUGCAUCCAGACCAUCUCCACGCUACACGAUGAUGAGAUCCUGCCCAGCAACCCUGCUGACCUCUUCCACUGGCUGCCCAAGGAGCACAUGUGCGUGCUCGUCUACCUGGUCACAGUGAUGCAUUCGAUGCAGGCUGGCUACCUGGAGAAGGCACAGAAAUACACAGACAAGGCACUAAUGCAGUUAGAAAAGCUCAAGAUGCUGGACUGCAGCCCCAUCCUGUCAUCCUUCCAAGUGAUCCUGCUAGAGCAUAUCAUCAUGUGCCGGCUCGUCACAGGCCACAAGGCCACUGCACUACAGGAGAUUUCCCAGGUCUGCCAGCUGUGCCAACAAUCCCCCCGGCUCUUUUCCAACCAUGCUGCCCAGUUACACACACUGCUGGGCCUGUACUGUGUCUCUGUGAACUGCAUGGACAAUGCUGAAGCCCAAUUCACCACAGCCCUGCGGCUCACCAACCACCAGGAGCUAUGGGCCUUCAUUGUGACCAACCUUGCGAGUGUGUAUAUACGGGAAGGAAAUAGACACCAAGAGGUACUGUACAGUUUGCUUGAGAGGAUAAACCCAGACCACAGCUUCCCAGUCAGCUCACACUGCCUCCGAGCGGCAGCUUUCUAUGUGCGUGGGCUCUUCUCCUUCUUCCAGGGCCGCUACAAUGAAGCCAAGCGAUUUCUGCGAGAAACUUUAAAGAUGUCGAAUGCAGAGGACCUGAACCGCCUCACAGCCUGCUCCCUUGUGCUGCUGGGUCACAUCUUCUAUGUGCUAGGGAAUCACAGGGAGAGUAACAACAUGGUGGUGCCUGCCAUGCAACUGGCCAGCAAGAUCCCAGACAUGUCUGUGCAGUUGUGGUCAUCGGCCCUCCUGAGAGAUCUAAACAAGGCAUGUGGGAAUGCCAUGGAUGCCCAUGAGGCUGCACAGAUGCACCAGAACUUCUCCCAGCAGCUGCUACAGGACCACAUUGAGGCCUGCAGCCUCCCAGAGCACAACCUCAUUACGUGGACAGAUGGCCCACCUCCUGUGCAGUUCCAAGCUCAAAAUGGACCCAACACCAGCCUGGCCAGCCUUCUGUGAGGCCCUUCUGGCCUGUGUCCCCAACUUGGACCCAACACUGAAGCUCUCUGGGAACAAAACCACCAGGGUAUCUACCAGUCCCUCACCGUUGUCCAGAGCUGAGUGAGUCCCAGGAGUGCUGGAGUCAUCAUCUACCACUGAGGGUGACAGCUGAUCCCUGCCUGUACCAGGACUCAGUGCCGUCUCUUGGAGGGGACUGAUGUCCUAAUCUGUAUCUGAAUAGGAUGACAAUCUGUACAGGGCCAUCAUUAGACUGUUCAACCAAACCUUGGUGCCGACUACCUAAGUGCAACAGCACAAAGCGGCCUACAGCCCAGGGCAAGCUGAGGGUAGAGAAAUAGCCCUCACUUUCCUCAUCCUGCUGUUCUUCCAGUGUCCCUGCACUCAGGGACUUUUGAGGACCUGGAAGUCAGCCUCUCGACCUGACUGUUCCUGGAAGGUGAUCUUAGUGCAGGGGAGGAGCUUGGGACCAGGUGUGCAUGGUGCAGUUGAUGGCAGCUGAGACUUUGGGUACCCACCUUGCCUUCGGCCAUCUCCUUGCUCAUAUUCAACGUCGCCUUUUGGCCCAGGGUACUAGGCAGAAGUCCCGCUGGACCUGUAUGAAGGAGCUUCCUUCCUGGCAGCUGUGCAGCCUUCCCAUGGAGGACACAUACGGGACCAUCUCAGCUCCUCUUGGCUUAUGGGCUCCACCAAGGGUGACACAGUGAUGUCAAGGGACAAUGGUUCCUGCCAGUUUGCGGUACCUAGACAGGUACUCUCUUUGGUGGUAAAGAUGGUGCUUGGGAGCUGUCUGUCACCCAGGCACCAUGAAGGCCACUUCUCAGAGCUUUGGAAUUUUGGAAUCCAUGACUGAAGGAACAAGGCUCCAAGGCCUUCGUGGACAUUGUCACUGAGCCACGUGGCAGCCACUGUCCCUGGUCAGGUGCUCCCAACCUUUUCAUCUUCCUCCAGCCCCUUGGGUCCCAGGGACCCCCCCCCUCAGUGUCUGCAUCACAGCCCUGCCUAUUUAUUUAUGCUUUCUUUUCUUUUUUUCUUUCUUUCUUUUUUUUUUUUGCUUCUAGGGCAUUUUGUACAUAGAGCAUUUCAAACAAGAACCUUGCAACUUGACAUCUGUCCUGGUGUUAGAGUACUUUUAGUGACCAUGUCUUAAGCACUGAAAACUAAGGAUGAGGUUAUGGCAAAUUCCAUGAUCGGUGUUGAGGGGUCAACUGAAGUGAAACCUCCAUGACCUCAGUGCAGUCACCACAGUGUCCAUUAACUAAAGAUUGAGAGAAAAACCCAAAAGGGCCAGCACGCACAGAUAUUAUGGUUCAGGAGGUCCUUAGAGGGAGCCACAAGCCACCCAGGGAGCCAGGCUGGGGUAUAGCCCUAUGUGUCUGUCAUCCUUGGUCCACAGGUGACACAGGUGAAGGAAGGUAUGCCAUGAGUGUGGAGAGUUUUUAAUGUGGUGUUGCCUGGUUUUAGCAGCUUGUGCUUUUAAUCAAGAACUUAACAGUUUUAAGUGGAAAGCUGUGAGAAGUCCACCUGUAUUGCUGGUCUCUUCCUACAGGACUCCUCCAGUCUUCUCAUUUUCCCACCCUUCAGCCCUCCCAGCAGCCCCUCUGUAGACUGGAGUCCAGCCUCAAAGGCACAGCCCUUUUCUGAACUUAGCCUAGUGGGAAGCUGAUCCACAGCCCCUUUUUCUGUUUGAUUUUUGGGUGGUUUGGUUGAUUGAUUCUUUUGUUCUUGCUUGUUUUGAGGGCUCUGCAGUGCAGCGGUCACCAGCCUGAGUAACUCAGUUUUCUUGUCUCAAUCUCCCAAGUGCUGAGAUUACAGGCAAAUUCCACCAUGCUUGACUCUUUUAGUUUGGCUUUGGGGUUUUGAUUGGAAGGGACAGUUCUUCGAGGUUUGUUUUUUUGUUUUGUUUUGAGAUGGUAUCUCUUAUUUGUGAAUGACCCUGAGUUCUGAUUCUCCUCUAACCUGUGGUGACAGGCUUUUGCCAUUACACCUGCUUUACCUGGUACUGCUAGGCUAGUGGUCCACCAACUGAGCUAUAGCUUCAUCUCUUAGUCCCCUGUCUUGAUACAUUUGGUUUAGACCCUCUCUGAAGGGCAUUCCACCCUGCAGCUCCAGCACACAAGCCCCUAGACAGGUUUGCUCCUAUACCCAGGUGUCCCACUGGUCCCUUUCCAGCAUUUGGGAAGCUGAAAUGGAAGAACUAUUCCAAGUUCCAUGCCAUUCAGGGCACCACAGUGAACACAAAUACACCAAUAAAAGAAAGCCUGGGCCAACCCUUGUGCUCCAGAGUGGGGAAGGCUUUUUGCUGUGCCAUGAGAUUGGUUAUUUGCUUGUUGAAUCUUGACUGUUGAGUUGAAAUCCAUAUAAAAUUAGACAAGUUUUGUUGA